Messenger RNA from Otolemur garnettii (small-eared galago), 3663 nucleotides. It is a transcript of the gene TIPARP, whose product is annotated as TCDD inducible poly(ADP-ribose) polymerase. Gene Ontology annotation, molecular function: NAD+ poly-ADP-ribosyltransferase activity; metal ion binding. NCBI's taxonomy places the organism in Eukaryota, Metazoa, Chordata, Mammalia, Primates, Galagidae. Bases 115 to 2163 code for a protein of 682 amino acids. The record is from RefSeq and is a predicted model, not a curated record. The transcript is spliced from 5 exons.
UUCUCAGUAAAAUUAAAAUUGAGACUAAAUAUAGCACAAGAGGAAUGAUUUCAGGGCCAAAACAGACCAAAACAAAAUAUUUUAAUGAAUGAACUUGUUGUUAUCAGUUUGUAAAUGAACAUCUUCCUUCCUUUUCUGCUAGGAUUUUUAGACUCUGAAGAGCAAUUGGAGCUAAUCCACAUCAUGGAAAUGGAGACCACAGAAUCUGAGCCAGACUGUGUAGUGCAGCCCCCUUCUCCUCCUGAUGAUGACUUUUCCUGCCAGAUGAGACUUUCUGAGAAGAUUGCUCCAUUGAAGACUUGUUUUAAGAAAAAGCAGGAUCAGAAAAGAUUGGGAACUGGAACCCUGAGGUCUUUGAGGCCGAUAUUAAACACUUUACUAGAAUCUGGCUCACUUGAUGGUGUCUUUAGAUCUAGGAACCAGACUUCAGAUGAGAACAGCUUACAUGAACCUAUGGUGAAAAAAGCCCUGGAAAUCAAUACAUCGUGCCCACCAGCAGAAGACAAUAUGUCUGUCCUUAUUCCUGAUGGGACAAAUGUUGGGGGCCAAAUACCAGAAGCCCAUCCUUCCACUGAUGCUCCAGAACAAGUCGUUCCAAUCCAGGAUCACAGUUUUUCACCAGAAACCAUCAGUGGGACAGUGGCAGAUUCUACACCAGCGCACUUCCAGGCUGACCUUUUGCACCCAGUUUCAGGUGAUGUUCCUACUAGUCCUGACUGCAUAGACAAAGUCAUGGAUUAUAUUCCAGGGGUUUUCCAAGAUAACAGUUUUACAAUCCAGUACAUUUUAGACACCAGUGAUAAGUUGAGUACUGAGCUCUUCCAGGACAAAAGUGAGGAGGCUUCCCUUGACCUGGUGUUUGAGCUGGUGAACCAGCUACAGUACCACACUCACCAAGAAAAUGGAAUUGAAAUCUGCAUGGACUUUCUGCAAGGCACUUGUAUUUAUGGCAGGGAUUGUUUAAAGCACCAUACAGUCUUGCCAUAUCAUUGGCAGAUCAAAAGGAGGACUACUCAGAAGUGGCAGAGUGUAUCCAAUGAUUCUCAGGAGCACUUGGAAAGAUUUUAUUGUAACCCAGAAAAUGACAGAAUGAGAAUGAAGUAUGGAGGACAAGAAUUUGGGGCAGAUUUGAAUGCCAUGAAUGUGUAUGAAACAACGGAAUUUGACCAAUUACGAAGGCUGUCUACACCACCUUCUAGCAAUGUCAACUCUGUAUACCACACGGUCUGGAAAUUCUUCUGUAGAGACCACUUUGGAUGGAGAGAGUAUCCUGAGUCUGUCAUUCGGUUGAUUGAAGAAGCCAACUCUCGGGGUCUGAAAGAGGUUCGAUUUAUGAUGUGGAAUAACCACUACAUCCUCCACAAUUCAUUCUUCAGGAGAGAAAUAAAAAGGAGACCACUUUUCCGCUCCUGUUUUAUACUGCUUCCAUAUUUACAGACACUUGGUGGAAUUCCCACACAGGCUCCUUCAUCCCUUGAAACAACUUCAUCAUCACAAAUCAUCUGCCCAGAUGGGGUCACCUCAGCAAACUUUUACCCUGAAACUUGGAUUUAUAUGCAUCCAUCUCAGGACUUCAUCCAAGUGCCUGUUUCUGCAGAUGACAAAAGUUAUCGCAUCAUUUAUAAUCUUUUUCAUAAGACUGUACCAGAGUUUAAAUAUAGAAUUUUGCAAAUAUUGAGAGUCCAAAACCAGUUUCUUUGGGAGAAAUAUAAAAGGAAAAAAGAAUAUAUGAACAGGAAAAUGUUGGGCCGUGACAGAAUAAUAAAUGAAAGACAUUUAUUUCAUGGAACAUCCCAGGAUGUAGUAGAUGGAAUCUGCAAGCACAACUUUGACCCUCGAGUCUGUGGAAAGCAUGCCACAAUGUUUGGACAAGGCAGUUAUUUUGCAAAGAAGGCAAGCUACUCUCAUAACUUUUCUAAGAAGUCCUCCAAAGGAGUCCAUUUCAUGUUUCUGGCCAAAGUGCUGACUGGCAGAUACACAAUGGGCAGUCAUGGCAUGAGAAGGCCCCCUCCAGUCAAUCCUGGUAGUGUUACCAGUGACCUGUAUGACUCUUGUGUGGAUAAUUUCUUUGAGCCUCAGAUUUUUGUCAUUUUUAAUGAUGACCAGAGUUACCCUUAUUUUGUUAUUCAAUAUGAAGAAGUCAGUAACACUGUUUCCAUUUGAAAAAUCUUGGUACUGCUAAAUUAUUUGAUAUGAACUCAAUCCAGCAUUUGUAGCAGGUUUUGAAUGGGUGGGCCUGGGUGGGGAACAGCAUUGGACAUUGAUAGGGCACUUUUCAGACCCAUUUUUUAAAGUGCUAAAAAGUGUACUUUUUUUUUUAAGAAAAAUGCAAGUUUAAAAAUGACCACUUAUUCUUUAUUUACUAAUUAUAUUGUUAGUGUACUCAGUGUGAAAAAGAUUACAGAUUGCAUACUCUUAUCAUUCACACUUGUACAUAUAGGCAGCAAUGUUAUUAGAAGCAUUAAAAAAAGAACACCCAAACUGAACAGCCUAACUGAUUAAAUGUGGCUUGGGCCUGGUAGAAGUUUGGCCAGACAGAAAGGAGGCUAUGAACAAAGUGAGAAUUCUGUUUAUUUACAUUGAUAAAACUGACUGGAACUGGUACUACCGUGCUUAUUCCUUGUCCAAAGCAUCACUGCUUUGGUGUAGUAUAAGUUCAUGAAAUUCUGGUGGGUGGAAAGAAAUUUAUCAGCAGGAUUGAAAUUUAUCACCCAAGUAGAGAAUCUCAGUGACUUAGAGUUUGCCUGAGAAUUCAGGGUUCUUUUAGAGGAAGUUUUUAAAAAUGUAAAGAAUGUAACACAGUCUUUUCCAUUAUCAGCUAAUUUGGUUAAAGCCAGACUUGAGGAUUUAGAAGUAUUACUUUCUUUUGGGGGUUCCAGACCUAUCCCAUAACUGAGGGUUUUAGAGAAAGGAAGAACAUCUACAGCUGGAGUGACAAAGUUUAUUACUGUGCUUUGCACAAACUAGAUUCUCACAAAUGUUUGCUGGAAUUAUUGGUAGAUGGUGACCCUACCUCUGUACAUGCUUUGCCUGAUGCAGGUGGGUUCCCUGACUAUGUACCUUACUUACACUACUUACUUAAUAGAAACACAAACUUGGAAGUUGUGCCACUGGCCCAGCUGGAGUAGGUGACUAUGCUGUGCCUCAGUUCAGAGAGAAAGCAGCUAGAUUACUUUUCCUUAAACAAAGCAAAUACCUGGAUUUACAAAAAUGAAAGUGGUUGUUCAGGAAAGAAUUCACCAUGGAAUUCCUUCAGAUAUCAAGCUCUCCUGGUAUGUUUGUGGUUAUUUCAUUUACACAAAGCUUUUCAGGAACGUCUGUGUUGUUUAAAGCAAGAUAUAUCUAUACUGAUGUCUCAGUGAAUCAGUCCAUUUUAGCACUUAUCAGGGCUUCCACACAGUUAUUUAUUUUGCCCUAGUUGAUCCUGUUGUUUGCUGCCAUUGGCGUGAAGCAGCCAUCUGUGGCUGUUACAGUUCUUUCAUUCAAUUACAACUUAUAAACCAGUGAUUCCCAAUCUUUUUCAAGUUAAGAUACCAUACCAUUGCUUAUUUGAUUUUAUGAAACUUGUUCCUUUUUUCUCCCUAAAGAAAAAGAAAGCUUUAUGACAUAUUUAUUUUUUUAAUAAAACUAAGCAAAAAUAAAAGUUAUGAUAAUACUUUAAAA